CGCUAGGCACGGCAGCGGCGGGCAUAGGCGUUCCGCUCGUAUUUUUCUUUACUAUGUUUACUUCCGCCGGUACUCGAUGGCGCGCUUGCGCUUCUGUGUAGUAAAAGGGCUGUCACGGGGAAUUAAACCUUGCAGCUCCUCCAGCCGCUGCCGCUGCCGCCGCCGCCCCUCCUCAUCCUAACGCACUGCUGCUGCUGCAGAGAGCCUCCCUGCUAGGGCGCGCCCUAAACCAGCCCCUGCUGCGGAGCCGCCCCUCGAAGGCUCCCCCACCCCACCCCGCUCUCUCUCUCUCUCUCCCCCUGCCUUGCAAGCGCCCUCUCUUCCAGCAGCCCCCAUUUCAGCCUGCAAGAGCAGAGAGCCGCGCCCGCUGCUUCUUGCCGACUCCAGGGCGCGCGGUGUGUGUAUGUGUGUGUCGGGAGGAGGGUGCCGUUUGUACGACCCCCUUCCUUGCUUUUGCUUUUCUGUCCUCUUUUUUUUCCCCUUUCCUUCCCUCCGACUAUCACUCCAGAGACAGCCGUUGUGCAAAGAGGCUUGGCGUCUGUUGGCGGGAAAAGGAGGCGGGGAGGUGGAGUCAGUCUUACAGCAGUCUAUAAAAGGAGCUAACGCGCCUAACUCAUCACUAGACUUUGCUUCAGAGCCGACGCAAGGGGCGGGGGUCUGGCGCUUGGGUAGGUGCCACCUUCGCCGCCGCCGCCGCCGCCGCCACCACCGCCUUUGCAGGGAGGGGAGGAAAAAAAAAAUACACACACACAUAUCCCCCGAUCUUCCCUGCCCACCCGGCGCCCCUCAAAGGAGAGAAAAGAGCCUAGAAACCCCCCAGAUCCGACUGCACCGGGACGCCAAAAACGGGGGACUUAUAAUAUCGCCUUGCUUACAAGGACUUGCCAAGCCAAACACCCGCCAGGAGGGACCGCGCCGUUUUCCCUGGUGGCGAUUUUUGGUGGGAUUUUUCUGGCUCGCUCGCCUUUCUUGCACGCCUCUUGAGAACCGACACUCUGUAUUUCGUAGCCGGGACCCGGGAGGAGCCGGCACCCGCCGCCGCCGCCACGAUGCCUCUGACGGUCCCGAGCUUCCACAGCCGGACUUACGACUACGACUACGACUCAGUCCAGCCCUAUUUCUACUACGAGGACGAGGAGGAGAACUUCUACUUCACCGGGCAGCAGCGGGGCUGCGAGCUGCAGCCGCCCGCCCCGUCGGAGGACAUCUGGAAGAAGUUCGAGCUGCUGCCCACGCCGCCCCUCUCGCCCAGCCGCCGCUCCAGCUGCUUCCCGUCGGGCGCCGACCAGCUGGAGAUGGUGACCGAGCUGCUGGGCAGCGACGUGGUCAGCCAGAGCUUCAUCUGCGACCCGGACGACGAGGCCUUCGUCAAGUCCAUCAUCAUCCAGGACUGCAUGUGGAGCGGGGGCUCGGCCGCCGCCAAGCUCCAGAAGGUGGUCUCCGAGAAGCUCGCCUCCUACCAGGCGGCCCGACGGGAGGGCGCUGGCGCGGCUGCCUCCGCCCGCAGCAGCAGCAGCAGCCUCCAGUCCUCGCCGCCGCAGACGCCCGCCUCAGCAGCUGCCGUGGCCGCUGGCGCCGCCGCCUCCUCCUCCUCCUCCUCCACCUCCUCGUCGCCCAGUAGCGCCUACUUGCAGGACCUGAGCGCCGCCGCGGCCGAGUGCAUCGACCCGUCCGUCGUCUUCCCCUACCCGCUGAGCGAGAAGCCGCCGAAAGCCGCCGAGGUCGCCUCUCCGGAGGCCAGCCCCGCUUCCUUGCUCGGGGAGGACACACCGCCCACCACCAGCAGCGACUCGGAAGAGGAAGAGGAGCAGGAAGAAGAAGAGGAAGAAAUCGAUGUUGUCACUGUAGAAAAAAGGCACCCUGGAGUCAAGAAAUCGGAGUCCGGCUCUCACUCGUCAGGGGGCCACGGUAGGCCCCCACACAGUCCGCUGGUUCUCAAGCGCUGCCACGUCCCGAUCCACCAGCACAAUUACGCUGCUCCUCCCUCAACCAGAGUUGAGCACUCCUCAGCUAAAAGGUUAAAGUUGGACAGUGCCAGAGUCCUCAAACAGAUCAGUAACAACCGCAAAUGUUCAAGCCCGCGCACGUCAGACUCCGAGGAGAAUGACAAGCGGCGAACACACAACGUCCUGGAGCGCCAGAGGCGGAACGAGCUCAAGCUGAGCUUCUUUGCGCUGCGCGACCAGAUCCCAGAAGUCGCCAACAACGAAAAAGCCCCCAAAGUCGUCAUCCUCAAGAAGGCUACGGAAUACGUCCUGUCGAUCCAGUCGGAUGAACACAGACUGAUAGCGGAAAAGGAGCAGCUGAGGAGGAGGCGGGAACAGUUGAAAAGCAAACUUCAGCAGCUAAGGAACUCUUCUGUUUAAAAAGAGAGAGAGAGAGCGCGCACCCAUGAACCAUUGCGGGGGGCGGGCAUAAAAAAAGACUGUGGGGCUACUGCCAGCUGGGUGCAAAUUAGGACAAGUUCAGUGCUUCUAAAGUAAAUGUACUGAUGGACUCAACUAGUUUGUGAAACGGAACUUUUGCAAUUGCAUGCUAGACAACUACACAACCUUGGCUUGACCUUGGCAUAAGCGCAAGACAGGCCAGAACCUCAAACCUGCAAAAAAAAAAAAAAAAAACUUUGGGCAGACAUCUCUUCAUGCUUGGGGAUGAACUCUUCCCCACCCCCCUCCUAAUUUUUUUUAUUUUAUUUUAUUUAAAACAUAUUUUUUUUAAGGUGAUCAGAAAAAAGUUGUCUUUGCAUCUGCUGUAGCUAUAUUUACACAUAUCCCAAUGACUUGUAAAUAUCUUUAUUAAAAUCUUUAUAGAAAAUUUAAAGAAAACUGCAACAAAUAAUGCGCAUAGAGGUUGUGGCAACUGGAUUUAUAAAUGUCUUGAACUUCGUGCCAUAACAUUUCACAAACGUCCGGUCGUUUUUUAUUUAAAUACUUUUUUUGGUCUUUUUUAAAAUAAAUUACUUUAUUUUGUGUUUCUAGAUAAAUAAAAUAUUUCCCCUAAAUUGUAAUUAA
Molecule: messenger RNA, 3011 nt
Organism: Hemicordylus capensis (graceful crag lizard)
Lineage: Eukaryota; Metazoa; Chordata; Lepidosauria; Squamata; Cordylidae
Gene: MYC
Product: MYC proto-oncogene, bHLH transcription factor
Exons: 3
Coding region: 1050-2366 (438 amino acids)
Biological process (GO): regulation of transcription by RNA polymerase II; positive regulation of cell population proliferation
Molecular function (GO): protein dimerization activity; RNA polymerase II cis-regulatory region sequence-specific DNA binding; DNA-binding transcription factor activity, RNA polymerase II-specific
Source: RefSeq, a predicted model, not a curated record